UGUGAAACAUGUAAGGUAGGCGCCAUCUUUGAUCACCAACCGCAGAACGGAAACCAAGCUCAACCGUAUUAGAACUGGACAUACAAAACUGAAAGACCACAUGUUCAAGAUCAGGGCAAGCGAUAGUCCCCUCUGCGAUUGUGGACUUGCCAAUGAGACCGUGGACCACAAGAUCUUCCAUUGCUCACGACUCAGGGUUAGCAGGGAGAAGAUGACCGACACGAUCGGGAUUCAGAUGCAACAUUCACAUUAACAAUGCCUGCCCCAUCCAGUGUCGUGAAACAACUUUGGGAGACAACACUUGAUCAUAACUUCAAUACCCUCAAUGUUGCAAGUGUUUUCAGGCAUUCAGGGCUGCAUCUUAUAGUUGGGUGUGAAGAUGGAACUAUAAGAAUAUACAACUUGCCUUUGCAACAAACCAAGAACAGUAUAAAGAAGUUUGCAUUUUGCUUGCAGCUGAAGUCACAGCUGGACAGUAAAGGCGGACCGAUCCAGAUGAUGGCGGUUCAUGACGUCACGCGAUUCUCUAGCAACGAUCUGCUCGUCGCGGAUUCUCACGGAACGUUGACGGUGUUCUGUAACGAGCAGAUUCUUCAUCGUCAGCGUCUGUCCGACAGCAGCAUCAACUGUCUCCAAGUAGAACAGGAUGCGUCUGGGAAGAUCACUAUAGUAGCAAGCGAUGGAGACGGUUGUCUCCUAGCAACGCAUCCGCACAAAGAACUGUGGAAAAUCCGUCUACCUGAUAUCAUGACUGAGAAGAGCUUGAGAAGCAAACCAGUAGUUACAGCGCUGUUGUGCGUGCAGACAGUGGCACCUGAUGGCAAGCAGAUCAACUACAUCUUAGCGAGUGACAGUUACAGUAAUGUGCACGUGCUACAGCAGGGAAAGCUGGUGAUGAGCAUUCCAACACCAAGCAGAGUCAACGCUAUGUGCUGUGGAAGGUUCAAGAUGUCAGCCGCCGGUGACUCAGACAUGGGCGCCACCGCCGCCGGUGCAGGAAGCAAACUACAGGUGGCGCUAGCAACCGACACAGGCGUGAUUUACAUAAUGGAGGAAUUUCAGCUGUGUGAGACGGAGUAUUGCGCGGUGGGGUCGCCCGUCACACAGCUAUGCCGACUCUCCGCGCGAGAGCUGGGAAACGCCGACGUACUCCUGGCGGCCGGUCACUACAACGCUCUUGCCAUCUAUCAGGACGGAAAGUUGAAGGUGAAGCAUCAGACGUCAGACUGGAUUUGUUCUGUGAUCGCAGCAGACAUGGAUAAUGACAAUCAUGUUGCAGUUGUUGUAGGUUGCUAUGAUAGAACGAUCAGCGCUCUAAGAAUAAAUAUCUAAGAGCGACGCUAGCGUAGUUGUAUUGUAAACAUGUCGGCACGUAAUCGUGUUAAGCUAAUGCCUUUGUUUAGUAUGAGUAAAACAUAACCGUGGCAUUUCAGGAUGUAAAUAUGUAUAAAUAAAUAUUUUCUAUAAACUUUUAA
Priapulus caudatus is the source of this 1475-nucleotide messenger RNA. RefSeq lists its product as uncharacterized. Bases 256 to 1332 code for a protein of 358 amino acids. The record is from RefSeq and is a predicted model, not a curated record. Lineage: Eukaryota; Metazoa; Priapulida; Priapulimorpha; Priapulimorphida; Priapulidae. Gene Ontology annotation, molecular function: protein binding. The transcript is spliced from 9 exons.